AUGGGCUCUCUUUUCCAACUGCGGGAUUAUUGGUACAGCUCCUUCCCCGGGGAGGAGUUCAGUCCGUCGGCCAUCACGCUGGUGGACCCCGAUGUGCACAUGCUGUUCGACAAAAUUGCCAUUGGCUCUUUCCAGGGAAUGCUGCGCAUCUUGAACCCGAGUGCAGUGCAAGGUCCGAUGCUGCCGGGUGACGUGCUACUCGAGAAGAAGUACGACGAGCCCAUUCUUCAGCUUGCGUGUGGGCCCUUUCGACCGUUUCAAUCGCGAAGCUCAGCGAACUUGCUCGCCGUGUUGUUCCCCCGCUCCCUCGUCUUCUUGGAGGUGACCUCCCAGAACACCGAAAGUAAUUGCAAUAGCGAUGGCAUUACGCGCGACACCUCGAAUGGGGCGAGCAGCGGCGGGGAAAUGGGCGGGUGGGACGGCGCAGAGUCCUCCUCGAGCCCCACCGAUGCUGCACCCCGUCGCCAGCACCGCAACGGCAGCUCGGUCGAGAAGGAUCGGUCGGUGCGCGAGCUGAACACCUUCUACACCCUCACCACGCACAGCGAACUCUUCCUCGAGCACACGGCGUAUAACUUCGUCUGCGGCAACUUUGGACGGAUCGAGUACAACAUGGUCUGUGUGCAGUCCAUGGACGGCCUUCUCACCAUCGCGGUCCCCGACAGUAUUCUCUACCGCAAAUUCCUUCCCCAGAAUCAGUUUCUGCUGCCUGGACCGCUCACCUACUGCCCCUCGCGCGACGCCCUGCUCACGUGCAACAGCUCCAUGUUCCUCCUGUGCUACAGCUACACCUCCAUCGUGAUGAGCGCCAUCGGUCACGACGCACCGGCUAUGUCGUCAAGCGCUGAACUGGCGGCGCGGCGCUCGAGCAACCUUCGCCCACUCUGGGCCUUCAACCUGGGUGAAGACGCCGUGGAUAUUGCCGUGUGUCGGCUGACCAGAGGCCUGUCAAAUGAAGAGGCAGACAUCGUCGUGCUCUGCUCUACGAUCCUGUACGUGCUAAGUGAGGCGGGUGUGCUACGUACAAUUCGCCGGUUGGACGUCGAGGCGGCCUCGCUGUGCGUGUAUCCGAUGGCGGAGAUCCAUUACGACAACUUGCUGGUCGGCACCUUCAACGGACUCGUGCAGGUCUACUCGGACACUGAAUUGGUGUGGAGUGCGGCGGUGCCGAGCGAGACUGUCCCGCUGUACCUCAAUGUUGCCAUGCUGUGCGGUGUGGAGGGCAUGAUCGUUAAUCUAUCUGCCGACAGCACCUUGUCCAUCAACUACCUCGGUACCGACCCAGUAAAUCACCGCCCGCAGGUGCUGGAGAGCAAGUCGGCGUCCUACCCAGAGACCAUGAGCGACUUGAAGCAGGUGGAGCAGCUCCUCCACGACGUCGUCGACACGGCGGACGAAGACGAAAAAGUCAUCGCGACGACAGGCGCCGUCUCCACUCCCCAGAAGGAGAAACCCGCAGAGAAGAGCAGCCCUACCACCAAGUCAACUUCACCGCCAGUACCUGCAAAACUCGAGAGAAAGCUUCCUGCCGCGGAGCUCUCCAUCUCGAGCGAGUUUGGCCCGGUCAACGCCGCCGAGAACGCGGCGUUGUUUACCGUCACCCUGCAAACCUUAGACAGCGGCGUCGACGGUGUCUCGGUCGUGGUGGAGGCCGUGCCGCCGCUCCUCGUCACCCCUUCGCAGCACCUCAUUGCGGAAAUGGACGCUGGCAGCGCAACGCAGUUCGCCUUCACGGUGAGCGCGGUGCAGGACAGAAGCCUCAUCAUCCCUUCCUCCCUGGACGUCAUCGUGGUGGCCGUCUAUCGCGGUCGGCGACGGCAGUAUCAGGCGGUCCAGCACGUAGCGGUGGCGCCUCUUCCGCUCGUGGCUCGACCUGUGCCACCUGUCAAAAACACCGCAUUUAGCGUGCAAAUCAACACAGACAAGAGUCCACCGCCAUCCCUGCUGGAGCUGUUCCACGACAUGGCGGCGUACGGCACUGCCGCACCGAACGUGCUCUCUGUCCACUAUCUUAACGGUGCAGAUGCGACGGUGUUAGUGUCGAAGAACGCGGCUCGAUUUAAGCUGCAGAGCUCCACCAUGGAGGGCCUGUGGUUGCUCGCUGAUGAAGUGACGCGACGUGUGCGGCGCUACUACGCAGAGACCGGCCCGCUCUUUGAGAUGCCAGACGAGGUGCCGCUGGGCGAUUUCCUCGCGGUGGUCGACACCCACUGGGCCAUUCGAAAGGAGAUGGCCACCGCGCAGGCAGGGCUGGAUCAGGCGGCCGAUCUCUUUCGCGCGGUGGAGAAGCGGCUUCUCGCGCGGUUUCGCGACCGCAGCCCGGCUGACGCGACCGCCGUCGCCGUCCUUUUCCAGGAGAGCUACAAGCUCCUGCAGGAGAAGGCGGACGCCGUGACACGCGCCAAACAGCGACUGCGGCAGGCUUCCGCGAUGCUGAACUGCUGUGCGCAGCUGACGUGGCUGUGUAUGGAGAUGAAGGCACCGCCCAUGAGCAACGAUGACGUCGCCACGCUGCGCACGCUUUUUCGAUGCAGUAUCGGCGACAGCAACGAGGUGGGGUGGGAGGAGGUGACCGAGGCCGUGCUGGCGAAGGUGUUGGACAUCAAGACGAAGCGGGUGGCGAGCACCACGUUGGAGUUGGCGGCGAACACGGUCAAUGUCAAGGCGUACGUACGGACGCUUGUGGAGUCGAUAAAAAAUGGUCGGGGUCUUUCCGCAAGCUGA
Leptomonas pyrrhocoris is the source of this 2724-nucleotide messenger RNA. RefSeq lists its product as hypothetical. The coding region runs from base 1 to 2724 and encodes 907 amino acids. The transcript has a single exon. Gene Ontology annotation, cellular component: BBSome; membrane. Lineage: Eukaryota; Euglenozoa; Kinetoplastea; Trypanosomatida; Trypanosomatidae. Gene Ontology annotation, biological process: cilium assembly. The record is from RefSeq and is a predicted model, not a curated record.